This is a messenger RNA of Penicillium expansum, 1473 nucleotides long. RefSeq names its product catalase. NCBI's taxonomy places the organism in Eukaryota, Fungi, Ascomycota, Eurotiomycetes, Eurotiales, Aspergillaceae. The coding region runs from base 1 to 1473 and encodes 490 amino acids. The record is from RefSeq and is a predicted model, not a curated record. Gene Ontology annotation, biological process: hydrogen peroxide catabolic process; response to hydrogen peroxide. Gene Ontology annotation, molecular function: catalase activity; heme binding. Gene Ontology annotation, cellular component: cytoplasm; mitochondrion; peroxisome. The transcript is spliced from 7 exons.
AUGACGAACCAUACAUUUACGUUCGCAGAAGGCCAGCCAAUUGCAGACCCAUCCGUCAGCACAACGUUGCCUACUUUCGGCGGCGGUGGUCUCACGACACUAGGUGACACGCUCCUCAUUGAGACCCUUUCGCAUUUCAACCGCGAACGUAUUCCCGAAAGAGUUGUCCAUGCGAAAGCUGCGGGCGCGUGGGGAGAAUUCGAGGUUACAAAUGACAUCUCUGCUCUCACAUCAGCCAAGUUCCUCAACGGUGUUGGAAAGAAAACCCCUGUUCUAUUCCGUCUAAGCACUACCGGCGGUGAAAAAGGAAGUGCAGACACUGUCCGCGAUGUGCGCGGCUUCUCUGUUAAGUUCUUCACGGAGGAAGGUAAUCAUGAUAUUGUAGGAAACCACAUUCCUGUGUUCUUUGUUCGUGAUCCUAUGAGGUUUCCUUCUCUUAACAGAAGCCAUAAGAGACAUCCUGCCACCAACCGGCCGGAUUGGACUAUGUUCUGGGAUUUCCACGCGAACCAACCGGAAAGUGUUCAUGCUUUGAUGCAUCUUUUUGGCAACCGGGGUAUUCCUGAUUCCAUCCGCAGAGUGACAGGCUUUGGUGUACAUACCUUCAAGAUGGUAUCAGCUGAUGGUGGCUUCCGUUACUGCAAGUUCCACUUCCGACCGACCCAGAAUAUCACACACUUCUCUGGCCAGGAAGGUACUCGUAUGGCUGGUGCAAACGCCGACUUCCACAAUCAGGAUUUGUGGGAUGCUAUUGCUCGGGGAGAGUUGCCGGCCUGGAAACUUUACGUGCAGGUCAUGGAGCCCGAGCAGGCUGAAACCUACGGCCGUGCUCUGUUUGAUAUCACCAAAGUGUGGCCUCACAAGGACUUCCCAUUGAUCGAAGUUGGUCAAAUGACUCUCAACAAGAAUCCCGAGAACUAUUUCGCCGAAAUCGAGCAAGCCGCAUUUUCACCUUCUAAUAUGGUGCCUGGGAUUGCAAUGACUCCUGAUCCUAUGUUGCAGGCGCGUAUGUUCGCUUACCCCGACGCUCAACGGUACCGUCUGGGAGUGAACUACACACAGCUUCCUCCAAACCGUGCAAUCUGCCCUGUAUACGCGCCAUUCGAGCGCGACGGCAUGGGAACUAUAACCAGAAACUAUGGUGGCGACCCGAACUAUGUACGGAGCUCAUUGGGCCCUGGCGUCCCCAGCCAGACUGUUUCCAACGUACGACACACUGAGCGCAUUUUGCGCAACGCUGUCCUUGGCCAGAAUGAGAUUCCAGUUGAUGAUGAGGAUUUCCUUCAGCCACGAGAGCUGUGGAACAGGGUAUUUGAUGAAGCCGAGAGAAGGCAGUGGGUGUCAAAUGUGUCGGAGACUUUGGAAGACUUGCCUGAUCAGCUCAAGGAUGCUGUCACUGCCAUGUUCAGCAAGGUCGAUCCCCGUAUCGGUCAAUUGUUAGAAGCUAAGGCGAAGAACAGUUCACGUCUUUAG